GGUGAAAGGUUGAGCCAGGAAAAGGGGUGGGGCUACGCGCACACUCGCGCGGACGGUCGGAACGGUCUGAGGCCCAUGUGGAGUGGCGGGAGAAGCGGCCUGACUGCCACUUCUGGAUCGAGAUCUUGGGCCCUCAGCAGCUAUGAAGGGUAGCCGGAUCGAACUGGGUGAUGUGACGCCACACAACAUUAAGCAGUUGAAGAGGUUAAAUCAAGUCAUCUUUCCUGUCAGCUACAAUGACAAGUUCUACAAGGAUGUGUUAGAGGUCGGCGAGCUUGCCAAACUGGCCUAUUUCAAUGAUAUUGCUGUGGGCGCAGUGUGCUGUAGAGUAGAUCAUUCUCAGAAUCAGAAAAGAUUGUACAUCAUGACACUUGGAUGUCUGGCCCCUUACCGACGGUUAGGAAUAGGAACUAAAAUGUUGAAUCAUGUGUUAAACAUCUGUGAAAAAGAUGGCACCUUUGAUAAUAUCUAUCUGCAUGUUCAGAUUAGCAAUGAGUCAGCAAUUGAUUUCUACCGAAAAUUUGGAUUUGAGAUCAUUGAAACAAAGAAGAACUACUACAAAAGGAUAGAACCAGCAGAUGCGCAUGUGCUGCAGAAAAGCCUCAAAGCCCCCUGUCUUGGCCAGAACACAGAUAUGCAAAAAUCUGACAACUGAACAAAACCCAGGAAACCCUUUCUUGCACUUUCUUGUCACCAAAUAAGGAAAGAAGGCCUGGAGUUUUGGUUUUUUGUUUCCUUUUUCCUAAUACGUGCUGUACCCUGUCCAACAAAUUAAUAACUUCCUAAGGAUUGUCAAA
Protobothrops mucrosquamatus (brown spotted pit viper) is the source of this 797-nucleotide messenger RNA. It is a transcript of the gene NAA50, whose product is annotated as N(alpha)-acetyltransferase 50, NatE catalytic subunit. The transcript is spliced from 5 exons. Lineage: Eukaryota; Metazoa; Chordata; Lepidosauria; Squamata; Viperidae. The record is from RefSeq and is a predicted model, not a curated record. The coding region runs from base 143 to 655 and encodes 170 amino acids. Gene Ontology annotation, biological process: mitotic sister chromatid cohesion. Gene Ontology annotation, cellular component: NatA complex. Gene Ontology annotation, molecular function: acyltransferase activity, transferring groups other than amino-acyl groups.